This is a messenger RNA of Eriocheir sinensis (Chinese mitten crab), 2893 nucleotides long. Its product is annotated as progestin and adipoQ receptor family member 3-like. Gene Ontology annotation, molecular function: signaling receptor activity. The transcript is spliced from 8 exons. The record is from RefSeq and is a predicted model, not a curated record. NCBI's taxonomy places the organism in Eukaryota, Metazoa, Arthropoda, Malacostraca, Decapoda, Varunidae. Gene Ontology annotation, cellular component: membrane. The coding region runs from base 176 to 1063 and encodes 295 amino acids.
ACCUUCAACCUGCCCGCCCAAAGGAGUCCCAUCCCUUGAACUUGAACUUGACGGGAUACCUGCCGGGGGGGGACGUCAGCGGUGUUCAAUAGGUGGUGUUUGCGCCAAUUCCACGGGGUCGCCGCCACCCUUCGCUUCCUCCUAGACAGCAGCCGUAGGAGUGCAGGCCGCCAGGAUGUGUCAGAGGAGGCGCAAGAAGGACCCAUCUUCCACCCUGCCCUUUCACCGUGCACCGCCCUACCUCAGGAGUAACCCUUUCAUUAUUAAGGGGUACCGGAGCAACCUCUCAACCUCACAGUGCUUCCAGAGUCUCUUCACCUGGAACAACGAGACCCUCAACGUGUGGUCUCAUGUGGCUGGCUUCCUGGUCUUCCUCGGCCUGUUGGUGUACGAUGUGACCUACGUGUUCCAUCAGUACAAGGGGACAGCUGAUGACGCCCUGGUGGUGGCCUUCGUGCUGUUGUCAUUUAUGCUGUGCAUGAUGAUGUCCUCCCUGUACCACACGCUCAACUGUCGCUCGGAAGAAUCGUGCCGACGCUGGCUCUCCUAUGACAUCUUCGGCGUCUCCGCGUCCUUCCUCGCCAUCUUCCUCAGCGGCAUAUACUACGGCUUCUGGUGCCCCGAGUACCUGGGGCUGCGUAACCUGUACAUGGGUCUGGUCUGCUGUCUGUUCCUGGGGGCCAUGGUCUUCCUGCUGAACCCACGGUUCAUGGGGCGGGACUGGGACAACACCCGAGUGGCACUCUUCACGGGCUGGGCACUCUCUGGCCUCCUCCCCCUGGCACACUGGAUAUACAUACACGGUGGGCUCGGACCCUCCAUCGUACAGAUGUUCCUUCCCCGCAUCAUCAUCAUGUACCUCAUCAGCGGGGCGGCCGUCGCUGUCUACCUCGGCAAGAUUCCAGAGAGGUACUUCCCAGGCCGGUUCGACAUCGUGGGUGCCUCUCACCAGCUGUGGCACCUCAUCAUUGUGGUGGCUCUGGUCUACUGGCACCAGACCGGCCUGCACUACGCUCACUUUAGGCUGACCUACGGCUGCUCCACUGACCUGCACCUCCACUGAGACGCGCACACACACACACACACACACACAUACAUACAUACACACAUAGCCUACACACAAAAAAAAACUUACACACACACACACAUAGUUACACGCACACAGUAAAAGACAAACACACACACACACAUAUGCACACAAUAACAGACUGACAGAAGUGCACAUAAUUAUACAAACACACACACACACAGACGCACACAGACACACACAUACGCACACAAUAACAGACUGACAGAGGUGUGCAUAUACAAACACACACACAUACACAUACACAUACGCACACAGCAACAGACUGACAGAGGUGCACAUAUACAAACACACACACACACACACACACACACAUACGCACACAAAAACAGACAUACAGGAAUAGCAUAUGCCUACCAACUCUACCUUAUAUUUUUAGACCUACAUAUCAGUUCUCAGACAUCAUGGCGGAACAAAAUACUGUCAUUAAAAAACGUUCACAACCCAAGGCUACUUAGCGGCCUAUCUUAGUAGCCUUUGAUAGAGUUUGUGUUAGUAUCAAUCGCUUCAAUGCUCAAAUGUCGCUAUACCGGUGAUAAUCUUUAAGGGCGGACACCAUGGCUCAAGGCUCAGGCCGGCGAACGAUUCAAGUCUUCCAUUCCGGGCCUACCUCAUGAUUUUUUUUUUUUUUGUUUUUUUUUAUGGAGAGGAGGGGACUGUUUUUGAUGGUGGGACAGUUUUUGAUGGUAGGAUAGGUUUUGAUGGUGGAAGGGACAGAGUUUGAUGGUGGAAGGGACAGUUUUUGACGGUGGUAGGGACAGUUUUUGAUGGUGAUAGGGACAGUUUUUGAUGGAGAGGAGGGACAGAUUUUGAUGGAGAGGAUGGGACAUAUUUUAAUGGAGAGGAUGGGAAAGAUUUUAAUGGAGAGGAGGGGACAGUUUUUGAAAGUGAAAGGGACAAUUUUUGAUGGAGAGGACGGGACAGUUUUUGAUAGUGGGACAGUUUUGGAUGGUGGGACAGUUUUUGAUGGAGGGGACAGAUUUUGACGGGGAGGACGUGCCUUGAUGCGGACAGGUUGUGACGAUCGAAGUGAUAUUAAACGUACUAGCAAGCCUUGUUAAGUGUCAACCGGGAAGGAGAUUAACCAGGUUGUAAUGGGUGGUUUUCAUGGUUGUGGUUCAGGAGAAUGAUAUAAAAAAAAAAAGCUAAUAUUGGCAGCACAGUAAGUCAUGGAAAAAAUUACGACAUCAAGUUCGGGUUUACUUUUUGUCGCGAGCGGAAAAAAUGAAAAUUUGAACGCUGUAAAAUUCUUGUUAAACGAUUUUGUACUGUUAAGUUUUUUUUUCUAUAUAUAUGUGUAAGUAAAUAAGUUAAGUAAGUAAGUAAGUAAUUAUGUUGUAGUAUUUUUAAGGCAUGUUCUCUGUUAAUUAGUUCAUAACAUUCCAAUAGUUAGUAGUAGUAGUAGUAGUAGUAGUAAUAGUAGUAGUAGUAGUAGUAGUAGUAGUAGUAGUAGUGGUGACAAUCUUCCCAUUCAUAAAAUCUAGCAAUACUAACAAUGUGAUGUGCAAUGUUACUCUUAUGCGAUAUUAUUAUUAUUAUUAUUAUUAGUGCGGAUAAUCAUGACAGUCUCGUAUAAUGGGAAUGUGUGUGUGUGUGUGUGCGUGCUUCCCUUCACCAGGUGCUUAAUUAACUACCCUUCCUCACCUGUAACUCCAACCACACCAGGGUCAACAGAUAAACUCAGGUGUGUGGUCAUGUCGUCUAUACUUGUUACUGUUUUGUUGUGUGUUUUUCUCGUUUAUACUUUCAACUUUAUUUAGAGUUUAUAAUUUGUACCGAAAACGCAGUAAUAAAGAUAUAGAGUCA